This is a messenger RNA of Daucus carota subsp. sativus, 5290 nucleotides long. Its product is annotated as probable disease resistance protein At5g63020. Gene Ontology annotation, molecular function: ADP binding. The coding region runs from base 2121 to 5033 and encodes 970 amino acids. The record is from RefSeq and is a predicted model, not a curated record. Lineage: Eukaryota; Viridiplantae; Streptophyta; Magnoliopsida; Apiales; Apiaceae. The transcript has 4 exons.
GAGUGUUAUGAUAGACUCUGUUCUCGUUGUCUUCUAUCACUUUUGAUUUUAUUUUUGGUUCUAAACCUUCUUAUUUACAUGCAUUUCAGGAUAUUUAAGGCUGCGUUACAUUUACACUCCUAUAAAAGAAGCUCAAUUUUACAAAUGCAACAAGUCAAUAACAAAUAAUAAGAUUUUUAUUAUUUAUCCGCGCUAGAACAUACAUAUGACAGGUUCGCUGCAAACAAGUGAUCUCUAACAUAUGAAAUUUGUAGCAUUAUAAGUUACUCUAUAGUUGGUAUUUGGGCUGCUGAUUUGUGGGGUUGAAAAUGCCAAAAUGUUCCUCAGUCUCAGAUCCCUCCUUGAGGUUUUCAUCGAACAUCGCAGACAUGUAAAUUUGUAUAGGGUUCUCCUUUCCCUGUGUCUUUGGUGUCCCAUUUCAUCGAAUGCGCUUGAUCAAAUUUUCUAUAAUAAGUUUCUGCAUUUGUGGACUUGCAUCUGUAUCACCUCACCAGAAGAAGGCCAGCCACUCUCUGACAAAACAGUCAUGUUAAACCUCCCGACCUCUCAACAGCCGAAUACAAUCCAACGAUGCAUCAAAAAGGUUCCUCUAUUGACGAUUACCUACCGGAUCUGUUACAAAACAUUUGGUGCUGUAAACAGACCAUACUGAAGAUUACCCUGAGGAUUUCUUUUUGUACAAAUUUCUCUCACCAGAGAUCUCAUGCAUCUUAAGGAAAUUAUAGAAGUAUGGAAGUGCAAGAUGACGAGAGAGAUAACUGGGGCUGGUGAACAAGAAGAUUUGUCGUCUUCCCUGAGCUGAUGACUCUAAAGCUAGUUCAUUUGCCAGAUUUCACCAACUUUCAGUGUAACCAUAGUGGGGAAGCUAAUAACCGCAAGGUACAAUUGUUGCUCCAAAUUUUACAUUUACAUUUCUUACUUGUGUCAUGAAUCAGUCUGUAUAAUUACAUAUGGUGAAGGCCGUCGUUAACCUAGUUUUGAAAAUUAUGACAUUGUGACCGCAACACCUUAGGAAACAUGCAUGUCAGUUUUUGUGAAAGACAGACAGACAUCUAAGCUGUAAAUUUAAGGGAGUGUGGGUGGCCUGAACCUACAACUACAUUAGAUGUAGCAGUGUUUUUUGGUCUCAAAUACUCGAGUUGAUCUCCCAGUUCUAGUACCAACACUGUCGGGUUUUUAGAUAAUUAAUAUGGAGUUACCAGUGUGCUAUGAUAAAAAACAGAAACUUUUUCAGACAAUGCUGGGCAGAGAUAAUUUUACUUGUGAACUUAGAAGGCCUAGAUAUAAGCUGUGAUCACGAUAUAGAUAUAGAACUCCCUAGUAGAUGGAAACCUCAAUUAUGUAAUCUGGAAAGAUUAGUGUUGGCCUUGUGAGCUGAAAUAUCUAUGCUACUAAUGGUUACAGGUGCUUACUGUUCGUAAAUGUUGAUGCUCUACUCUUUUCUUUCACAUUCCCAGCUUUAAGAAGUCUACAACUCCAUUAAAAUGCAAACAUAUAAACCUGUAGUUUAUUGCAAAAAUUUGUGGAGGAUGCGAACUGCGAAGGGUGGUGAACUUUCAAGAAUGGAGAAGAAGACUACACUGAUCUUUCAGCCGAAGUCUGUUAUUCUUAUAGAAUUGCCAAACUUUCAUAUUAUAGAUUGUUGGGAAGCAUUGUUGCGUUGCAGGGAUGAUAAAAAUUGAAGCAUUGUUGCAGAUUUUCUUAUAGAUGAGGUGGCCUUGAACUUGACGGGGUUCUAACUAAAAUCCUUUUGCGAGGCUCUAAUUUGUAUAUACUUCACAUAUUUUACGAAUUUAUAUGUUGAUGCUUCUAAAAUUUCGGGGCCUAUUCGUUCAGGCGUUUUAGGCGCAAGACUUGUUCGAAUAUUGUCAGGACCACUCUCUUAGAGAUUUCUCAAACCUCAAAAGUUCGGUAGCAUUUUAAGCUAUGCUUUCAAUAUGCCCAAAUUACAACAUUUUGAUUUCCAGGGAGUCCCCAGCAUCGACUAUUUCACUUCUAACCGAGUGCUAGUCGAAGGUUGAGUUCUACUGUAAUCGAAGAAUAUAGCUUUAUCAAUUUGUUCUGCAUCUUUGCUUUCUUUUCGAAGUUUAGAUAAGGAAAAAAAAGAGCAAGCAAGAAUCAUGGUUGGUCUGUCUGACAUUCCAUGUGUGGGAGAAGUUGUGGACAGGAUUUCUAAAGCUAUUGUCGAUGCGAUGUCUCGUGGGUUGUGGUAUGUGUUCUGCUACAAGUCUCUUGUCGAUGAACUUGAUUCUGAAGUUGAGAAACUUAAGAUUGAGCAGGGGAAGAUGGCCAGAAGAACCAAGGAAGAAAAAGAUAAGGGUAAAAAUAUUCAUGACUUUGUAUUGAAAUGGCAAAAAGAUGUAGAAGAGAUUCUCCAGAUGAGCGGGGAAGAGUGCUCACCUUCGUGCAGCUGCAGCCAGUGUCUGCCGAUUCCUGAUCCUGUUUCCCGGUGGCAACUUGGUAAGAAUGCAGCAAACAAGGCCAAGACAGUAGCUGAGCUUACUAUUUCUGGAAAUAAUUACCAGAAAGGAGAAAUUGCACAAUUUCCACCACUUGAGAAUGUACCGAGAAGUGUUGGUGAGUUUCAGAAAUUUCAGUCCAGAGAAGAUGCCUAUAAGGAGCUCUGGGAAGCGCUUGUGAAUGAAGAUGGUGCUCGGGUCCUGGGCAUCCAUGGAAUGCCAGGAGUUGGGAAAACCCGAAUGAUGGAACAGAUUUGGAAGGAAGCUAAAGAGGAGACUAAAUUUGAUAUGUUUGUACAAGUAGAUGUGGGCAGUGAAAAGAUUGAUCUUAUGAGAUUACAGGACAAGAUUGCGGACCAACUAGGUUUCUCUUUGGACUCAAAAUAUAGUGUGGUACAGAGAGCUUCACAGCUAGAAAAUAGUUUAUUGAAUAGGGGGAAGAGCCUUAUCAUAUUCGACAAUGUCUGGGAUGAGAUUAAAUUAGAUACUAUUGGAAUUCCAUUUGGCAGUAGUAGUAGUACCAAUAGUUGUAAGAUCCUACUGACAUCUCGAGAUGAAGGUGUAUGUUUGCUUAACAACUGCAGAUAUCUUGUCAAGAUAGCACCCCUGACACCAGAAGAGGCGUGGCAUCUCUUCGAGAACACAGUUGGUGCGAGUAAAAUUGUCUCUCUGAAGGACGAGACCCUGGCGAAGAAAGUUUGUGCUAAAUGUGCAGGUUUGCCACUCGUCAUUGUUGUUAUUGGUAAAGCACUGAAAAUCAGGCAGGAUUGUUCUUGGAACGAUACACUCGAUCAGCUUGAAAAUUCUAAAAUCAAAAACGUUUCUGGAAUAGAUGCUGAUGUAUAUGCUUGUUUGAAAUUGAGUUUUGAUAACUUAGAGGAAGACGCAAAGCUAUGUAUGUUGCUGUGUUCUCUACUCCCUGAUGAUGCUAACAUCCAUAUCAUGAAGCUGGUCCAGUUGGCAACAGGCUCGCGGCUUGUACAUAUUACAGAAACUAGAGUAUGUGCUAUGGUUGAUGAACUCAAAUUAUCCUCAUUGUUGCUUGAAGGUAUAAAUGAUGAAGUUUUUAAACUUCAUGACAUCAUUAGAGACUUGGCAAGAUCCAUAGGUGGCGCAGAUCCAAAUUAUGGAUUUGUUUUUGCAAGAUGCUACUCGUCGUUGCCUGAUAACUAUGCUGAAUAUGGUACUGCCAAGUUAUUACAUUUAGAGCUGAGGACAAAUGACUUUCAAUUUCCUCAUGAUCUGCAGUGCCCAGACUUGCAUACCUUGUCAUUACGAUCAACUGGCAAGGAUAUUAAUCAGGUCCAUGUGACUACAAGCUAUAAUGAGAAAAUCUCAGGCAGUAUGUUUGGGAAUCUCAGAUUUCUGGUGCUGGUGAAUUUUUCAAGGAAGCAGCAGUUCUCUCUUCAACACCUGGAUAGACUUAAGACGCUUGUCUUAGAGCACUGUGACAUAAGUUACAUUGGUGAUACAGAUGCUAGCUUUUUUCCAGAAAGCCUAGAUAGUCUAUGCAUUUGGAAGUGUCAUCUUCCAGUACCGCUGGAUUUACCAAACCUGAAAUAUCUCCGGAAACUAGAAAUCCAACGGAUAAAUGAUGAUGUGAUGAUGAUAAUGGUGCCAAAUGCAAUAUCUAAUUUAUCCAAUUUGAAAACAUUGCACAUACCAGCUGGAUAUUUCACUACUGAAGAUGAUGUACAGGAAGAUUUAGAGAUUCCAGGGUGUGAUAAUACGGUAUACCAAUCUGUAGCGGGCCAGAUAUUUGAUGAGAUUAGUAAAUUGACUCGUCUGACAAGCUUACAGAUUUCUUUUGAUUAUACUGAGGUUUUCCAAGAUACACAUAUGUUUCGUAAUUUACUUGAGUUUAAUAUAUGUGUCGGUCCUUCAACAGGUUUUAGUCAUCCAAUUCUGCGUGUUCCAGUAACCAGGUUGAUUGAAUUGCAUGACUGUCAGUUAUCAGGCCUGGAAGCUCUGUUGGAGAAGGCUGAAAAGGCGGUACUGGAGAAGAUAGAUGAUUUUAAAGGGAUAAUCAUUUGCAGUAGCAAUAGGGAUGCAUUUGCACAAUUGAGAACCCUAUACAUCGACGAUUGUAACAACCUGGAAUGUCUAGCAAGGAUAUCGCAGAAUGAGAUCCAGCAUACUCAUCAAAAGUGGAAUGCUUUCUCUAGACUAACCAUUUUGAAAAUCACAAGCUGCUCUGCUCUAAAAUACCUCUUCUGUGAAUCUGUUGCUAAGUGUUUCGUGCAACUGCAAGUUCUCCGCAUAUACUGGUGUUAUAAGAUGGAAGUCAUCGUGAUGAAUGAAGGCAAUAGUGGCGGAGAUAUCAUAAGUUUUCCCAAAUUAGAAUCAAUGGAGCUAGCACAUUUGCCAGGGCUCACAAGCUUCCACAGAAAAAAGCAUUCCGGCUCAACAUCUGUAAUUGACAAUUCUGCUGUCUCCCCUGCUCAACGCCGACCUUCAUAUGAUGGAAUGGUUGCGUUUCCUUCCCUGGAAAAUCUGAUUAUCCAGUGGUUGGAUCAAAAUGACACGAGAGAUAUUUUGUUGGAAAUAAAGAAAGCUUCUGGUGUCCAACUGUGAUAAACUGGAAACUGUGAUCCCACUUACCAUGUUGCCUAGGCUACGUCAAUAGUUUGAGAAACGCGUUCCUGCCUUCUUUUGCCAGAGACCUCAUACCUUAAGAUAAUGUGUAUAAUCAGCUGCAACAAGAUGACAGUUGUGUAUAUAGUGACUUAAAAGAGAGUUAUUUGCCCUUCGAGGGUUUUGUAUUGAAAUGAUUUGUUGUUCAUUCUUGUUAUUGUCUUCUAUCAACAACAAUCAUUUUCGCCACAGAGAAA